Molecule: messenger RNA, 3219 nt
Organism: Fonsecaea multimorphosa CBS 102226
Lineage: Eukaryota; Fungi; Ascomycota; Eurotiomycetes; Chaetothyriales; Herpotrichiellaceae
Exons: 1
Coding region: 1-3219 (1072 amino acids)
Cellular component (GO): cytosol
Molecular function (GO): FMN binding; flavin adenine dinucleotide binding; oxidoreductase activity, acting on the aldehyde or oxo group of donors
Source: RefSeq, a predicted model, not a curated record
AUGCGUCUCGAACUACCCUCUUCCAACGGACCAGCGCCGGAGAGAGACUCCAAGAUGGCCUCGCGUGCCUCGAGGAACCUCCCCUUUGGUCAAGCGCCGUCCCUGUCCUCGAUCGCUGGCCCUACCUAUGUGACUGCCCAGAUUCUCGUCCAGCAGGUCGCCUAUGCUCUGUCCGACAAGAUCUUCUCCUAUUCCCCGGAGACAUUUGAUCUCGACAUCGCCGCAAAAUCCUGGACACAGGCACAAGAGGCGAAUAUCAAUGGAUACACCACUGGGGUACAACCUAUGCAGAUUCGAAACGGAGCAGGAUCAAUUGCUCUAGGUUACAUGUUCUCCAAGGACUUCGAUUUGAAGAAGAGGCAUAUCCCACAAGGUCUUCUGGCUCCAACGUCGGCGCUGAAGUUCUUGCGACCCGUUCUAGACCAGCUGUCCCUGCUCUAUUCCGUCAGCAACCCAUUCGUGGCUCAUGUGGCGGCACUCGACUACGAAGGCGACAAGAACGGAGGUCUGGUUUCAGAUUACGUCUCUGCUCUGUCCGCUGCCGAAGAUCUAGGUCUAGCUUUGGUUGCUAGCCAAUCCGCAUACGAGACACAGCAUAUGUCGCUGCUUGCCACUCUGCUUGCUCACGAUCUGCCCACGCUACAUGUCUACGAUGGCCUGAGGAUCGGGAGGGAAACCACAAGGGUCAUUGACAUCCUAGACAAGUCAGGGUUGGGCAGCGCAUACAGCUCGAUCCUGUCCUCCAUCGCGGAUGAGGACAGGAAGAAUUUGAACACCGAGGGUAGAGCAUUGAGAACUCUCCGGGCCCUCAACGAUGAACUUGGAACGGACUACAGACCAUUCGAGUAUUUCGGUCACGAACAACCCGAGGUCGUCCUGGUUGCCUUCGGCUCGGUUGAGACUUCGCUAGCUGCGCAGGCGGCGUCGGUGCUGGCCCAAACCGGUAGCAGGGUUGGAGCCAUCAAUGUUCGACUCUAUCGACCGUUCGCAGAGGAACAGUUUUUGAAGCUCAUUCCCAAGGGCGUCAGAGUGAUUGGUGUCCUCGGUCAGGUCGUUGACUCGCAGGCUGUGCAGGAGGCCGGUGUCCACUCCCAGCUUUAUGAGGAUGUGCUUGCUGCUGUCUCGUAUGGAAUGCCAAGUCAUGGCCACCCGGAAGUGCAGGAGCUGAAAUAUGCCCGGGCUGAACGAUGGACACCGUCGUCCAUCUCGUCGCUCUUCCAGAUGCUCCUGGGCAAGGCUGCUGACGACCAGGGCAUUACUACAUUUUUGGACAACUCUGUGCAACGGUACACUUUCUGGAACAUUGAUGACGCACCAUCUGCAUCUGCAGCCACCUACCUAGCGGAAGCUUUAGCUACGGAAUCGGCGCAGAACGUCACGGUGAAUACCACCCACGACAACUCUAUACAGGGAGGUAUCCACCGAGUCGAUAUUCGAAAAUCUCCCAGAAGCCUGGAUGCUGCAUAUCCCAUCACUUACGCCAAUACCGCUGUGGUUACAGAUGUCAAGCUGUUGGAGCAAAUCAAUGUGGUUCGAUCUGUUCAACAAGGGGGCAGCAUCAUUGUCCUAUUACCAGGUGUCAAAGACGAAGACGUGGAGAAGAAACUCCCUGCAGUAUUCAAGAAAUCGAUCGCUGAGAAGGGCAUCCACUUAUAUCUGAUCAAUUCAAACAACACUGCUCUCUCCACCGAAAACCCCGAGCUUGAAUCGCUGAUACUUCAAGUCGCCUUUCUCCGGGUCGCGUUGCGAAAUUCCGAAGAGACCGGUCUGCAGAAGCUUGCAACGAUCAACAACGAUCUCGAGACGCUCAAACAAGUGGCGGCUGACCUCGAGAAGACCCUGCGCCAGAUCGAGGUGCCCAAGGAAUGGGCCGAACUGGAAGAGGCAAAAUCAGCUUUACCCACCAACAUCUCGCCCAACAGCCUCACCUCGUUCGACAAGACCGAAGAGGAGCCACCGUCUCUCCUUCGUAGCUGGCAAAAGGCAGCCAAAGGCCUCCUCUUCAAGGAAGCUUACAAUGCUUCAAGCGUGCUUCGACCCGACCUGCCCGUCAAGACAUACACGGUCCACGUCAAAGAAAACCGUCGCCUGACACCCCUGACGUACGACCGGAACAUUUUCCACAUUGAAUUCGACCUCGGCAGCUCGGGCCUCAAGUACGACAUUGGCGAGGCGCUCGGCAUCCACGCCGAGAACGACCACGAUCAGGUCAUGGAGUUCAUCAAAUGGUACGGUCUCAACGCCGAGGAUGUCGUGGAGGUCGCCUCGCGCGACGACCCCAACGUGUUUGAGAACCGCACCAUCUACCAAGCGCUGAUGCAAAACAUCGACAUCUUCGGCCGUCCACCGAAAAAAUUCUACGAAGCGCUGGCCGACUUCGCCGACGACGAGACCGAGAAGAAGAACCUGUUGACGCUGGCCGGGCCGGAGGGGUACAAGGAGUUCCAGCGCCGCGCCGAGGUCGACACGGUCACGUUCGCGGACGUGCUGCUCGAGUUUCCCUCGGCGCACCCGUCGUUCCACGACGUGGCGCGCAUCGUCUCGCCGAUGAAGCGCCGCGAGUACUCGAUCGCGUCGUGCCAGGCCGUGACGCCCACCUCGGUCGCGCUCAUGGUCGUGGUGGUGAACUGGACCGACCCCAAGGGCCGCGACCGCUUCGGCCAAGCGACCAAAUAUCUCUCAGCCCUGAAAGUCGGCGCCGCCGUGACCGUCAGCGUCAAGCCCAGCGUCAUGAAGCUGCCGCCAAAAUCGACCCAGCCGAUCAUCAUGGCCGGUCUGGGCACGGGUCUGGCCCCCUUCCGGGCCUUCGUCCAGCACCGCGCCAUGGAGAAGGCGCAGGGCAAGGAAAUCGGCUCCGUCUUGUUAUACAUGGGCUCCCGCCACCAGCGCGAAGAGUACUGCUACGGCGAGGAGUGGGAGGCGUACCAGGCCGCGGGCGUCAUCACUUUACUCGGCCGGGCCUUCAGCCGCGACCAGCCCCACAAGAUCUACAUCCAGGACCGCAUGAGGCAGACUUUGGACGACAUCGUCAAGGCCUACAUCAAAGAAGACGGCGCAUUCUACCUGUGUGGCCCAACCUGGCCUGUCCCCGAUGUCACCAACGUGCUCGAGGAGGCCAUCGCAAAGGACGCAAAGGCAAAUGGAGUUAAGAAGAUCGAUACUGCCAGGGAGAUUAUGAAGUUGAAGGACGAGGGGAGGUAUGUGCUUGAGGUGUAUUAA